AUGCUGCAGCCAGAAUUCUUCUCGAUUCUCCUGCUAAGUAGGAUUGCUACAGGCCUAUCGGAACCAAACAAUAUAUCACAACAUCUGGCAUUAGACCGAGAAAUGAGAUUCCAAGCCCCCCUCCUCCUCAAUCUGGCAGCAAUUGUGUCUGCAGCUCUUACAGCUACUGAAAUCGAAUCCAUCUGUGUGCCUCAAGGCGCUGGUUCUUGCCAGGGCGUCUACGUGUGCACCGACAAAGGACCUGAGAGGACAACGGAAUGCGUGUUCCACGUGUUCGAUAGUCGCUGCGACGCAUUGUCACCUGAGGACCCGUGGCCGGGGGUCCGCGCUGGGGACCAGCUCAACUACAAGGGCCUGAGGGAGCCGAUCGUGAUUCAGAAGGUCAUAGAGGCGCUUGACAGGAACACGCUCCAGGUGGUAUACAGGUAUGGAGAGGGUUGGUAUGGCCAGGACAAGUCGCAGUACGUCAAGGGAGAUUGCUCAGAACGGGGAAGCGAAUGCGUGUUCUUUAGGGCUGCGUUCUAUUGUGGCAUGGGUGUAGACCCGUGA
Neoarthrinium moseri is the source of this 549-nucleotide messenger RNA. RefSeq lists its product as uncharacterized. The transcript is spliced from 2 exons. NCBI's taxonomy places the organism in Eukaryota, Fungi, Ascomycota, Sordariomycetes, Amphisphaeriales, Apiosporaceae. The record is from RefSeq and is a predicted model, not a curated record. Bases 1 to 549 code for a protein of 182 amino acids.